This is a messenger RNA of Lolium rigidum, 2024 nucleotides long. Its product is annotated as protein ROLLING AND ERECT LEAF 2-like. The transcript is spliced from 5 exons. The record is from RefSeq and is a predicted model, not a curated record. Lineage: Eukaryota; Viridiplantae; Streptophyta; Magnoliopsida; Poales; Poaceae. The coding region runs from base 85 to 1770 and encodes 561 amino acids.
GUUAACUUCCAUGAAUGUCCUCGGAUUCGCAUGUGCGGGUAAUCUUUGUGCGACUUUGCAUGCCGCUGGCUGUUGCACCUGAAAAUGGGGGUGACAUCUUCUAAGAUGGAAGAUGACAAGGUCCUUGUGUUAUGCCAGGAGAGGAAGCGUUUUGUAAGAGAGGCACUUGAUAGACGAUGCGCUCUUGCAUCUACUCACUACGAUUAUAUAGUAUCGCUUAAAGACACAGGUUCUCUUCUGAAAAAAUGUUUUGAAGGAGAUAAUGGUGCUGCAAAUGAGGAUGAUUUUGCAGAUUCAGAUCCAUCCACUGAAACAUUUGAGCAGGUGGCCAAGAACCGUAGUACUUCAACAGAACAGUCAACCGCAUAUCAUGCCUCAAAAAGUGUAGCUUCAGAAAAUAUUGCUUCAGCAUACAGCCUCAAACACAAGAGCAGAGUAUUAGAUGUUAUUACAAAUGAAAAUGAUGAAAUUCCUGCCCUGACCCUAGUUAAUGUGGUGUCAUCUUCUGCGACUACUCGUCACAUGGACUCCAAGGAACCUUAUCCUGAUGUAAGCAAUGUGGUGAGGGACUUAUCUUUAUGCAUGAAAGAGAUUGAGAUAUUAUUCUUUAGGGCAGGUGAUUCUGGAGAACAAGUCCCUAUGAUUCUGGAAGAAGAUAAAAUCCAGUUCCGCCCUCUGCUAUCUGAAGAAAUAGCACAUGGAUCAAAUGCAUCAAAUUUUCUUGCAACAUUUUUCAUCUGCUGCAAAGAGGAGGUUUCUGUUCCUGAACCUCCUCCUCAAGCUGAGAUAAAGUAUCUUACCUGGCAUAGAUCGGUGUCUUCACAGUUGUCGCCAUCAAAAAAUCCUGCUGGACAUAUUCUUGACAUCCAUACAUCAACGCUAGAUAGAUUGUAUGCCUGGGAAACGAAGCUUUAUGAUGAAGUUAAGGCCAGCAGCUCCAUCUGCAAGAAGUAUGAUGAGAAAUGCAAGCAACUGAGCGACCAGGAGUCACGAGGGAAAAAUCAGAUCAUUACUGAUUUUACCCGUGCUACUGUAAAAGACUUGCAUUCCAGAGUCCUAGUGGCUAUUCAGAAAAUAGACUUCAUUUCUAAGAACAUAGAAGAUCUCAGGGAUAAAGAGCUUCAACCACAGCUGGAUAAACUAAUUGAGAAUUUAACCAGGAUGUGGGCAACCAUGCUUCAGUGCCAUCGGCGUCAACAUGCGGUCAUCAAGUUACUAUCCAGCAGGUGCAAACUAGAAAUACCACUCGACUCCGAGUCUCAAUGCCAAGCUGCCCUUCUCCUAUCGGUUGAGCUCAGCAAACUUUGCUUGAACUUCCAAAAUUGGAUUGCGUCACACAAGGCUUACCUACACAGCCUAAACUUGUGGCUGCACAAGUGCAUGAAACCUCUGAAGAAGAGGAAGGGCUCCAGGAAGCAGAACGUCGUCGACGUUACACUAACAGAGUGUGCAGUUGCUCCCAUAUUUACAACUUGCGAGAUCUGGAUAAAGUUACUGGAGGAUUUACCGACCCAAGACUUGGAAGAAGCUAUCGAGGGUCUAACUGCAGAUAUAAGAAGACAUUUGCCACGCCAUUUGAAUCAAGGCCUCGAUCAGACGUUAAAUGAUGAGGAAGGGGUCCCUAGAAAUUAUACCACUGCAGAUAUACAGUCAAAUCUCGUGACAUUCAUAGCGAAGCUUGAAGCCUUUUCAGAAAAUUCAGUACAGAAAUACAUUGAUCUGCAGAAAGGCAUCGGUGCAGCUAAAGACAGGCUUCUGAGAGGGGCUUGAAGCAGUGAGUCCAAGUAACUCAGCUGGGUGAACAGCUACUUGAUGAAUCACUCUUAAUUUGACAGUCAAGUAAAGAAAUAAAUGCUAGCUUCUGGUGUAAAUAUGAAUUUUGCUGGCUGUAGCCAAAAAUAGAAAUCUGUAUAUGCCAUUUUCUGUCAACUGGAGAGACAGCAAAGUAUGGGGACAGCAUGCAUGGUUCAAACUUGUGGUACUGUAACUAAAUCUUUUUUCCAGAAUACAUAAAAUAGUACUAC